UUUUGCUCUCAGAUGCAUAGAUACCGAGAAAAACACGAAAAUAUGAAAAUUUGAUUAAUUUCGUCAUUUUAGUAGUUCUUAAAGGUAACACUCAGGAAACGGAGCAUGUUAUAAAAAGACAUUUAGAACUAAAGUUGUAGAUAAUUUUAUUCUUAGCAAAAUUACUCUCUUUCACUUUUGCUCUCAGAUGCGUCAAUAUUGAGAAAAAUACGAAGAUAUGUAAAUCGGAUGAACUUGUUGCUUUUUCAAGUUGUUAAUGGUAACACUCGGGAAAGGGAGCAUGCUAUAAAAGAACUUUUAAAACAAAAGUUGUAGAAAAUUUUAUUCUUUAUAAUAUUGUUUCUUUCACUUUUGUUCGUAGCUUUCAUAGUCCCUGAUUUGUUACCGUCUUUAUAGCAGAUUCAUUAUGUAUCUGUUUUUUACACUUUAACUUAAUCUUUUAAAACUUCUUUAAAAAAAUUGAUUAAAACAAUAGUCAAUUUUUAUUCUUUACCCCUAAAAUAGUUUUAAUAAUAAUCCCAUUAUACACAAUGACAUCAUAAAUCGUAAUAAAAAGCAUUAAAUUUCUAAAUAGAUAAUCAAUCUAGAUAAAAAAUCUAUCAAUAAAAUUUGUGUUGAUAAAAGUAAGAAAAACAACACAAAAAUAAGUAAAAACGAUAAGGAGUGAAUCGAUUUUGUGUUGAAACACAGGUACCUUCACAUAGAUAAGAUAAUACUAUGCGUUACACUCACACUGUUAGGUUAAUUCGUAGAGAAAGCAUCGUUCUAAUUAAAAAACUAUAUUAAAAUGGUUAAAACAAAGCGUGAAUUAGUGUUUGCAACGUUCGUAACCUCCGGUUUGGCUGUAAUAGCAACGUUGGUCUCGUUGGGUACUCAAAAUUGGGUCUCCUCCGAAGUUAAAAUUACUGAAAAAUUUAGCCAAGUUAAUUAUGGUUUAUUCACGGGGCUUUAUAGAAGAACAGUCGGUUCUGAGAGACCGAUGAUUUAUGAUAUAUCAAUGACUUGUUCGAUGUCGGAUAAUAAAUGUGCAAUGUUAUGUGAAGCAACGUCGGAGGCAAGAUCUGCGAAGUUAACGGCUUUAAUUGAAAACAAUAAUUCAUCAUUUGGUUGUAUGGAAAGGCGACAAAUAUUUUUUAAUCCACAAUUAACAUCAACAAGAGAUGAUUCAUCCCAAAGUACUUUUAUAAACGCCGGUUUAUGGUUAUCAACAAUAAUAUUUUUAGUACUAUCUUCCGUUGCGGGAUUAGGUGCAACGGUGUUGGCAAUGUUUAACACUGUGUACAACCCAAUUGAAAUUUAUGUUAAUAUAACCGGCUUAUUCAUAUGGAACUGUGUCGCAAUCUUUUUUAGUUUAUUAACGAUGAUAAUGUGGGGAGUUUUAUACGCGUCCGUUUUAAUUGAUAAUAUAAGCGUUUAUGAUACAAUUGUUGCAGAUGGAUAUACCGUAAACGCAAUAUUAAAUUAUUCUUAUUGGUUAAACUUAGUUGCUUUCGUUUUAUAUGUAAGCAGCGUAAUUUUAAUCGCCGUUAGGCAAUACUUAAUUAAUAAAGAACCGCUCGUGAUGCACGCUGAUAUUCAACAGGAAACCGACCCAGGACUAUUAAUUUAUUAAAAUGAAACGAUAUUGGGUAUUUCUAUUUAUUAAAAUAUGUUAAAACGAAAUUUUUUUUUGUUUAGUGGGGCGUUUUAUGGAAUUAAUCGAUAUAUCUGUCAGUAAUGUCGCUGUCGUUUACCGUUUUUGCUGCUAAUGCAUCCGGAUUAUUAAAGAUUACAAAAUGAUAGGGUUGUUCCACCCCUGUUUUUCACUCCCCCUCGUUACUGCCGAUCAUUAUCGCGAUGUACACCCGUUUCAAUAAACUAAUGUUCUCAACCCUAACCUUAAUAUUUCAUCUUUUUUUCCCCACGAAAAAAUUGAAAUGUACAUAAUUAUAGUGUAUAUACAGAAAAUAUUCGUUUAAUAAUCAUUUAUUUAAUUAU
Onthophagus taurus is the source of this 1977-nucleotide messenger RNA. RefSeq names its product clarin-3. The record is from RefSeq and is a predicted model, not a curated record. Lineage: Eukaryota; Metazoa; Arthropoda; Insecta; Coleoptera; Scarabaeidae.